CUGUAAAUUUGUUCCAGCUGUUGUCGUACUUUACUGUGAACAGGUUAGCGUAGCAUAACCCUGAUUGAUCCAAACUCCAUUCAGAAAACAAACAUUUUAAAAGUUGUUGUCCUGCUGUUCCGCUGACAGACCUGACAAAGCACGAAUUCAUAUGUUUAACAAAUCUGCAUCAUUAUUAUUAUGUUUAUGUUAUUAUGUUAUUUCGGCAUCAGUUUCACCCAUUUAUUGCUAUUAAAUCACAGCUAAAUGUUUACUUUGGGUAUAUAGAGCUGGAGUAUUCGCAGGUUGUGUUUAUUCGCAUUAUCAGAUUGUGUGUUGGGUGGUGAUAGCGCAGUGGAUAAAACACAUGCCUUUGGUGUGAGAGGCCCAGGUUCAACUCCCCAUUGUGACCCAUCUACCAAUGUUACCCUGAGCAAGACACUUAAUUAAGCAAUUAUAUAGCAAUUGCAAGUCGCUUUAGAUAAAAGCGUCAGCUGAAUGAAAUGUGAGUGACACAUCCUUUUACACUAUGUUCCAUUGCAAUGUAUGUGUAUGUUCACCUGUAUUUCACAUCCACCUCCAACAUGUAGCCUACAUAAUAAUUUGGCAUUGCAUUUUUUUUUUUUGAGAAGGGGAAUCAAUUUUCUUUCUUGUGGAUACAAAUAAUCAUUUAGUUGUACACCAAAGUAAAAAUGCUCCAUCUACAAGUAAAAGUACUUCUUUACUUUAAAGUCAAAGUUUCAUGUAGUUUAAGCAGUAGCACUACUUUGAUGAGGAUUUUUUAUGUUAUAAAGUCAUGAAAGUAAUUAGUUUAUCUUAUCGUAUGAAACGUUGAAUCAUCAUCUCAUGACUUUAUUCUUUCCUCAGAGUGAGUCUCAGCUGGUUUUGACUUUCAGACGUUCAGUGAACGCCUCCUCCAGAGCACGACGUGACUGUGUGCAGGCAGAGCAACGUCUGGAGAGAAAAAAAGCCUCAUGAACACAGCGUUCAGUCCCAAAGAGGGGCGAAAACAAGCCAGCAUCACCACCCAGCUCCCUCUUUUCAACUUAUCUCUGUUCAUGAAAAACACAGCCGGAGCUUUUGUUGCUCUGGUUUCAUGAUGUUUCCUCUGAGCUGCUUGUUGUCGUCUCUCCCUCCUUCGCUCGUCCUUGACGAGACUCAGCCGGCUACAGUAAAUAUUUGCAGAAAUAUGAGCCGACCUGUCUGAGCGGUUAAAGCGUGCCCUCAGUUCCGUCUGUGCAGGAACUUGGCGUGCAACACACACACACACACCAGUGUACACACAGCGCUGGAAACCAGGUCACAGAUAAGAUGCCAGCUUUAUGGCCUGAUUCUGACUGGACUGGUGAAUAUUCACCACACUGCCUGCAUUUUAACCUCGUUUAAACUAAGUUCACGCUUAAUGAAUUUUUGUCCCCAUGCGGUAUUCACAUUCCUCCCAGCUCGCUGCUGAGUUUCAUCUUUAUUCUGAAUAAUCAGCCUGCUCUUCGGUUCCGACCCGAGACGGUUUUUGUGUCCAGACACCUCUGAGACGCUUUAUCUAAAGAUAUGGUUUCCGCCCUGACCUCCAGCACCACCACGAGCAACCUUAUCUUUUUAUGAUUUGAACAGUUUUUAUUGUUGUAAACAAAAUACAAAACAUACAACUCAUCAUCACCCAACGUGCCGAAGGCCUCGGCUGUCAACUCAGGGCACUUCCUCCCAUAAGAUUUAUGACAAGACAAUAACCAGAAUAAUGAAAGCAGAAAGAGAGGCAACAAACUGCAAACUGAAUAAAUAUAUUAUAUAAACACGAUAACGCAUAACAAACGACUCCCCACAGCACGUGGCUUCUCGCCGGAAAGCUUCAGUGCUUGUUUCUAACGUAGGCGUUCAAUCUAGAAAACUGUUAACAUGACGUUGUUUGAAACGCUGCCACUCCGGCGUCUCACAAGCCCACCGUUGGACUGAAGGCCCCCCUUCAUUCCUCCAACCUCUUAGAGUAUGCUACGCCUACUUUUAGCGUUGAACUAUGGCGCUGAAGGCGGCCACGUGCGUUGGUACCAGACCUGGAAGGACGUAACAAAGUGAAGCUAUUUGACGCCCCGGGGAAUGAGAACAGGCUGAUUUUCUGUAUCUGGGAAACAGCCUAAGUUCAUUUAGCUUAUCUGAAGGUGCUGUUAUAAAACAGAUGUGUUUAGCCCACAUUUAAAAUGAUAAACUCGUAAACACGCCGGCCUCAGGUCGGCAGAAGUUAAUCAUUAAUUCUCUGGAUGUUUAUCUGCCGACUGGUCUCAAAGUAGGAGACGGUUUGUACAUGACAUCUGGCCAAAGUGCCAUCAAAACAUCCUGUGAGCACAAAUGAAAAUGAAAGACGUCACAAAUCAAACCAAACUGACGACACAUCAGACCUCAGAUACACAGACGCUGUUAAAAACGUGGUCAGACAUAAUUAUUGUGAAUUUUAUGUCAUUUUUAGUAGUGGAAGAAGUAUUCAGAAACAUUACAGUGUAGAAAUAUUUCAAAAGUCACACAUUCAGUGUGUUUUACUAAAGUAAAAGUACAGAAGUACUACAAGCAGUACUUGUUGUUUUCUUCUUCUGCAUAUUUCAUUACAUUUUCCCAACUCAACACAUUAUACUUAAACCAAAACAGCGAUGGCGACAAUUCUCUUUUCAGAAGACCUUCACGGUUUACAGGUACAGGCUCUUAAUAAAUCAUGAAAAGUGUAUUUUUAUGCAGUAGUGGAACAAGUACUCAAUACCACAAUACUAAAUAUACAAAUAAAAGUCACGCAUUUAAAAUGUUACUUAAGCAAACGUACAAAAGCAUCAAAAUAUAGUUAAAGUACCAGACAUAAGUACACAGAAUGUCUCUUUUCAUAAUGACAUAUAUUACUGGAUCAAUACAACAUAUCAGCGUUGUAGCUGGUGAAGUUGGUGCUUAUUUUAAUUACUUAAUAUAUGUAUUGUAGGCCUACUUAUAUUAAUACAUCACAUUUUAUUUGUUGACUUUAUUUCGAAUCUGCAAAGUAUCUGAAGCUCUCAAAUAAAACUAAAUGUAGAAAUUAUAGUAGUAGUAGUAUUUGCCAAGUUAAGUAUCUCUAACUAAUGGACCGCAGUACUUGAGUAGAUCAAUUAUUAAUUUACUUUCCAGCAACUUUCAACUAAAAACAGGUUUCACAUUAUAAUGUGCCAAACCUGCAGUUCCACACUCCGUCCACCUGGAGGCGCUGUGGAAAGCUGCUUUUCAGUGACACCACAGAAGAAGAAGAAGAAGAAGCUAAUCUGUGUUAGCAAGUCGACAAUAAACAAAGAGAAAACCCAAAAACGGUGAGGACAUGUCAGCCGACACGAAGAUUGCCGAGCUGCUGACAGAGCUCCAUCAGCUCAUCAAGCAGACACAGGAGGAGAGGUCCCGCAGUGAACACAACCUGCUCAACAUUCAGAAAACACAUGAGAGGAUGCAGACGGAAAACAAAACCUCCCCAUACUACCGGACCAAGCUGAGGGGACUGUACACCACGGCCAAGGCCGACGCUGAGGCAGAGUGCGGCAUCCUGCGUCACGCUCUCGAUAAAAUUGCAGAGAUCAAGUCUUUGUUGGAGGAGAGGAGAAUAGCUGCUAAGAUGGCAGGAGUUUACAGCGACAGCGACCCCCCCAGGAAGACGAUGAGGCGAGGCGUCCUGAUGACGCUCCUGCAGCAGUCGGCCAUGACGCUCCCUCUGUGGAUCGGCAAGCCGGGGGAGAGCCCCCCUCCUCUGUGCGGGGCGACUCCGGCCAGCAGCGACUACGUGGCCAAACAGGGCGACAAGGUGGCCGCGAGGGUGAAGGCCGUGGACGGAGACGAGCAGUGGAUCCUGGCUGAGGUGGUCAGCUACAACCACUCCACCAACAAAUAUGAAGUGGACGACAUUGAUGAAGAAGGCAAAGAGAGACACACUCUGAGCAGGCGGCGGAUCAUCCCUCUGCCGCAGUGGAAGGCCAACCCAGAGACGGACCCAGAGGCCCUGUUCAGCAAGGACCAGCUGGUGCUGGCCCUCUACCCGCAGACCACCUGCUUCUACCGGGCCCUCAUCCACACCCCGCCACACAGGCCUCAGGACGACUACUCGGUGCUGUUCGAGGACACGUCGUACGCCGACGGUUACUCCCCUCCGCUCAACGUGGCCCAGAGAUACGUGGUCGCCUGCAAGGAGAACAAGAAGAAGUGACCCGACGGCUGGAGAGGAAGACCAGAGCGCGCCGAGGGACAAAGAUGAAGCCUGUUUGGAAACAUUUAAGUUCUGUGAAAACGCCACUGAUUUCCAUUUUUGUAUUAAAAAGAACAUUUGUAAAGAAGGUGAUAAGUGGCUGUCAGACAAGCAAAAAAAAACCUAUAACAGAUCAUUUUUUAAUAAUUAACACAGAGAAGAAGUGGAAUGACCUACACAGACCUGAACACCUGAACGUCUCACAAGGGGGGGGGGCUGUGACAUAAAACCCAUUGAUCCGAGUCUGUAAUGACCAAACAAAGUACUGUAAAAUACUCCCAGCAUGGAGACCAAACUAGCCCUGAUUUCUGAGUGUGGUGUUGAUGUACACAAUUGUCCCACAAUGCAUUGCACGGCGGAAAUAUGGGAGCUGUUCACAGCCGGAAACGGAAAUCAAACUAACUCAGAAAGUCACGUUUUGGAGUCUUUUGCGCGGCUCGUCUGCUGUUGGUGUAAACAGGCUUCGGAUGGAGAUCUGUUGUACUGCACAGUGUACUGUAAAGAUCAGUGUACUGUGUGUACUUUGUUCUCAGUUUGUCUUCUAAAGGGUUUUGCAGCAGGAUGCAGAGGAGCCUUCAGGUGCUGUGGUGGUUUGGUCAUUCUGCCUUCAGGGUCCCGUCUGACGGCCUAAAUAGUGUUUGUUUGUUUUUUAAAUGUGAAGAGAGUUCAUGAUUGUUGUGUGAAACAAAAACCUAAAGACCAGAGUGGAAAAACAUUUUC
Messenger RNA from Micropterus salmoides (largemouth bass), 4930 nucleotides. It is a transcript of the gene sgf29, whose product is annotated as SAGA complex associated factor 29. Gene Ontology annotation, cellular component: SAGA complex. The transcript is spliced from 10 exons. The record is from RefSeq and is a predicted model, not a curated record. Bases 3299 to 4171 code for a protein of 290 amino acids. NCBI's taxonomy places the organism in Eukaryota, Metazoa, Chordata, Actinopteri, Centrarchiformes, Centrarchidae.